Molecule: messenger RNA, 1915 nt
Organism: Pseudoliparis swirei
Lineage: Eukaryota; Metazoa; Chordata; Actinopteri; Perciformes; Liparidae
Gene: traf6
Product: TNF receptor-associated factor 6
Exons: 8
Coding region: 86-1729 (547 amino acids)
Biological process (GO): regulation of apoptotic process; tumor necrosis factor-mediated signaling pathway; regulation of canonical NF-kappaB signal transduction
Cellular component (GO): plasma membrane signaling receptor complex
Molecular function (GO): tumor necrosis factor receptor binding; ubiquitin protein ligase activity; zinc ion binding
Source: RefSeq, a predicted model, not a curated record
UUGCGGACGAGGACCGUCUCCGAACUCAGCGCUUGACCGCCGGUGCUGCCGAGGAGGAUGCGCGUGUGCCGUCCACGCUGUCUCGAUGGCGUCCUUUGAAAGCAACAAGGGGAGUCUGCCGGAGGACGGCGAUGAGGGCGAGGAGCUGUCCGGCUGCGCGCUGGCGAUGAUGGAAAGGGAGCGGGAGUCCCUCCUCAGCCCGUCGGAGAGCCCCGGCGCCGCCUUCAGCAGCGGUAGUUCCUCCUCCAGCCUCCAGGCCGCCGCCCCCCUCCUGGGCUACGACGUGGAGUUCGACCCCCCGCUGGAGAGCAAAUACGAGUGCCCCAUCUGCCUCAUGGCUCUGAGGAACGCCAUCCAGACGCCGUGCGGCCACCGCUUCUGCAAGAACUGCAUCGAGAAGUCCAUCCGUGACGCGGGCCAGAGGUGCCCCGUGGACAACGCGCGGCUGUUGGAGAAACAGCUGUUCCCCGACAACUUCGCCAAACGGGAGAUCCUGUCGCUGACCGUCUGCUGCCCGAACGCCGACUGCGAGGAGAAAAUGGAGCUCCGGCAAUUAGAGACUCAUCUGGCGCGUUGCCAGUUUGCCACGGCGCCGUGCCCCCAGUGCCAGCAGUCGGUGAGGACGAGCCGCCUCGAGGAGCACGCGACCGCCGAGUGCCGACGGAGACCGGCGACCUGUCCGGACUGCGGGGCGCACUUCUACUACGAGGAGAGAGAGCUCCACGGGCAGCAGUGUCCCUUCGCCAGCGUGACGUGCCAGUACUGUGGGACGGAUCUCAUCAGAGACCAGAUCGAGUCUCACUGCGACACCGACUGUCCCAAAGCGCCCAUCGCCUGUAACUUCAGCACCUUCGGGUGCAAGGAGCGGAUGCAGCGCCACGACCUGGCGGAGCACAUGCAGGAGUUCACCCAGAUGCACAUGCGCUACAUGGCCGAGUUCCUGCGCGGCCUCAGGCUCGACGGCGCCGCGCACAAGUCCCCGUGGACGCCGGGGCCGUCCGAGGAUCAGGGGGCGAUGGCGGCCUGCGGCGGCGGCGGCUGUGCGCCGACUCAGCCGACGAAGGAGCUCCGGGAGAUGGACGGGCGUCUGGUGAAGCAGGACCACCAGCUGCGGGAGCUCACCAUCCUCAAGGAAACGCAGGCCGGCCAGCUGACGGAGCUCCGGCGCCGCGUGUCCACGCUGGAGGACACGGUGAAGGACCUGGAGUCCCAGCAGUGUCAGGGCGUCUUCGUGUGGCGCCUGCGCGGCUUCUCCGCCCACCUGCGCAGCCAGGAGGCGGGGCUCCCCGUGGUGGAGCACAGCCCCGGCUUCUACACGGGCCGCCCGGGCUACAAGCUGUGCCUGCGGCUGCACCUGCAGACGCCCAGCGCGCCGCGCUGCUCCAACUUCAUCUCGCUGUUCGUGCACACCAUGCAGGGCGCCUUCGACGGGCAGCUGAGCUGGCCCUUCCAGGGCACCAUCCGCCUGGCCAUCCUGGACCAGGGCGGCGAGCAGCAGCACCACGUGGAGGCCAUGGAGACCAAGCCCGACCUGCUGGCCUUCCAGAGGCCCGUCAUCCAGCGCAACCCCAAGGGCUUCGGCUACGUCACCUUCCUCCACCUGCAGCAGCUGAGCCAGAGGGCGUUCGUGAAGGACGACACGCUGCUGGUCCGCUGCGAGGUCACGCCGCGCUUCGACGGCCCGGCGGUGCAGCCCCGGGGGCCCGAGGCCUCGGUGUCGAGGGACUGACGGCAAACGCAGAUCUCUGGCGUCAUCAUCAUCGUCUUCAUCGUCAUGAAUGGACAGCAGGAGGAGAGAAGUGUACGUUCACACACAUUUACAAUUUGGACACUGCAAAGUAUCCUCGUAUUUAUUUGUCUUAAAAAAAGUGAUUUGUUAUUUUUUUUGUUUUAAUAAAUGUAAACGGAACAAUCA